This is a messenger RNA of Xiphophorus couchianus (Monterrey platyfish), 3632 nucleotides long. RefSeq names its product prickle homolog 1b (gene prickle1b). Gene Ontology annotation, molecular function: zinc ion binding. Bases 227 to 3016 code for a protein of 929 amino acids. The transcript is spliced from 8 exons. Lineage: Eukaryota; Metazoa; Chordata; Actinopteri; Cyprinodontiformes; Poeciliidae. The record is from RefSeq and is a predicted model, not a curated record.
CUCACUCAACCUCUCUCCGGCUCUGCGCAUCGUCAUGCACCGAGAUACUUCGUUCCUGAGCUCCUCCAUGACUUGAGUUGUGAUUUUUAUUAUCUCUUCUUCUUUUUUUUUUUUUUGCCCUUUUUUUUCCCUAUUUGCCUGGAUGCGUCAAUAGUUGUGAUUUCUACACUUUGAUUUACGGAUUACUGCGCCUGAGUUGUUUACGUCUUUGGAGCACCUGAGCGCGAUGAACCUAGAGCGCAGCGACAGAAGGGAGCGUCCCACACCCCGAGGGCCAGAGAUGGAGGCUCGCUCGGGGGGGAAAGUGGGGAAGAUCAUGUCCGUGGGCUUCCAGAGGAGCUCCACAUCAGAUGACGACUCUGGCUGUGUGCUCGAGGAGUACGCCUGGGUGCCGCCGGGACUCAGGCCUGAACAGGUCCAGAUGUAUUUCGCCUGUCUGCCAGAAGACAAAGUGCCGUACGUGAACAGCCCAGGAGAGAAACACCGGAUCAGACAGCUCCUCUACCAGCUCCCGCCACACGACAACGAGUUGCGCUACUGCCAGUCGUUAACGGAGGAGGAAAAGAGGGAGCUUCAAAUGUUCAGCACCCAAAGAAAGAGGGAGGCGCUGGGGAGAGGGACGCCAAAGAUCCUCCCCAGAGCCCUGCAACACACUCGCUGUGAAAACUGUUGUGGCGGCAUCAAUGGAGGGGAGAUGGCUAUUUUUGCCUCCAGAGCAGGGCCGGGUCCCUGUUGGCACCCGGCAUGCUUUGCCUGCUCCAUGUGCCAGGAGCUUCUGGUGGAUCUCAUCUAUUUCUAUCAAAAUGGCAAGAUCUUCUGCGGGAGACACCACUCGGAGCUCAUGAAACCUCGAUGCUCUUCUUGUGACGAGAUCAUCUUUGCAGAUGAAUGCACCGAGGCUGAGGGACGUCACUGGCACAUGAAGCACUUUGCCUGUUUUGAGUGUGGGACUAUGCUAGGUGGACAGCGGUACAUCAUGAAAAAUGGACGGCCCUACUGCUGUGGGUGCUUUGAGUCGCUGUAUGCAGAGUACUGUGAGGCCUGUGGUGAAAACAUUGGUGUUGACCAUGCUCAGAUGACCUACGAAGGCGUUCACUGGCACGCCACAGACCAGUGCUUCUGUUGUGCCCAGUGCAAGACGUCUUUGCUGGGUUGUCCCUUCUUACCCAAGCAAGGGCGCAUCUAUUGCUCAAAGGCCUGCAGCCAAGGGGAAGAUGUACAUGCCUCAGACUCAUCAGAUUCCGCUUUCCAGUCAGCCCGCUCUCGUGAAUCCCGACGGAGCGUCCGCAUGGGGAAAAGCAGUAGGCCCGCUGAACAGUGGCGACAGUCACAGCUGUUUAGCUCUCCUACUACAGUCACCUCUUAUGAGCACAGGUUUGGGGAGGGUGAAGGGGACAGAGAUGGCGAUGGGGACAUUGAUAUAGUGGGGAGCAAGCUAACUCGUCUUGGUCUGGAGGAGGAGAGGUUCUGGAGUGAGCGGGAGGAACAGGAUGCCGGUGGAGAGGAGGAUCCAGAGGAGUGGGCUCAGCAUGAGGACUAUAUGACUCAGCUCCUGCUCAAGUUUGGUGACCGUGGCAUGCUGCACCAACAUCAGCCACCGUCCCUAAAAUCACCUAGUCCCAACAGUGACUCAACGCAGGUAAUAAGUCCGUCAGAUCCCUGGCUGAAGUCUGAUUCAAAAUCUGUGGGUCUUAACCCCUCGUCCCCCGCCCCUAACAGUCCCACCCAGAGCCAGACUUCUGAUCAGUCUCGAGCCAACAGCCUCAGUCCAGGCUUGAUGGACAAGAAGCAUCUACCUGAAAUGUACUGGGCCCAGUCACAGGACGGCCUCGGAGACUCAGCAUAUGGAAGCCAUCCAGGUCCUGCCAGUGCAAGAAAGAUCCAAGAGCUAGAGUAUGACCAAGAUCAAGAGCAGUCUGGAGUAGGAAAGCAGGCUUUUUGGCCAGAUACAAGGGAGUGGUACGAGGACUCCCUGGAGUGUAUUGCUGACGAGCUAAGGAAGGCUGAGAAGAGUGUUGGAGACUCCAUGGAUUCCCUUGCUUUGUCAAACAUCACUGGUGCAUCAGUGGAUGGGGAUGCACCCACAGUCUACAACCUUCAUGGCAUCCAGGAUUCUUCCAUGACUGUCGAGUGUGAGAAAAUGAGCAACAUGGGAACAUUUAAUUCAUCCCACAUACACCACAGCGCAAACUCCCUUAGUCUCAACAUGGAAAAGAGAGUUGAGGAGGCAGAGAAUGGGAUAGGGCUUGGAAUGAGGGUUGCUGCUCCCACAGGACUUCACGCAAUAUCUCCACAUUCAGAGGGCCUCCCUGGAUCUUUUGUUCAAGCUCCGGCUCUAAGGAGGAGCAAGUCACAAUCCAGGCCUCCUCAAAUGGUGAAGUUCUCAGAGGACACAGUGGACAAUGGAUAUAAUGAUGGAUUUGAGGUUAGUGUUAUGAAACAUCCCAUGAGUGAGAAGCCACAAAGGAGAGCGUACUGCCCAGAUGAACCCGGCAGAGCAAGAAGCCACUCGACAAGCCACCACAGCAGAGGGAGGCCCCAACACCACCGACAGGGCCGGCGCCACAGGAGCCGCAAAACCCGCUCGGACAACGCGCUUCACAUGGUACCUGUAGAGAGAGCGCAGAGGCUGUUUGAGCCUCAGCAGCAGGGUAUAGUAAGUCCACCAUAUGGUGCGAUGCGUCUUCAGAACCCCACACACAUGCUGCCGCUGGCCUACUCCCAAACCCGAUCUGACUAUAUGCUCCGUAGCUCAAACCAGAAUGACCCACGGUUUGAACAUUUCAUGGGUCUCCACAGAGAUGACGACGAUUGGUGCUCAACUUGCUCCUCAUCAUCGUCAGACUCUGAGGAAGAGGGGUAUUUUCUUGGCCAACCAAUCCCACAACCUCGAGCGGUUGGGCGCUACUAUGCAGAAGACUACCCAACAAGGGUGACCGCGCUCACGGCCCUCAGCCACGGCUCACAGACUGGUUGCAGAAAGGGCCAUAGCUCCAAAAACUGCAUCAUUUCUUAGCGAACCAUGCCAUUAAUCUUAUGAAGUGCACUACACAAAGCAAUAUGGUGAAGAUUUUUAGUUAGGUCUGUCAUAUUCUGUAAAGAGGCCAUUUCUGCGCUGUUUAGACACUUAUUAUGUGUAUGCAAAGCUGGUUAAAAUGUUCAACAUUGAUAGGAUUUGAAUAUCAGUGGAAGUUUGGAAUUUCACCAAGAGAGGAUUUUAUGUUCAGUUAAUAGUUUUGCAAUGGUAAAUAUGGUAUACGGUAAAAACAUUUCCCCCCUCCAGAGGUUAACAAUGCAAGUAGAGCCAAGAAACUAACCAAAUAACUAUUUAAUGUUUACUAAGACAACAUAAAAAUGUAAAUAAUAAGUUAAAAUUUCAGUUCUAGUAUUUUAUACUCUUUUAAAAGUGUAAAAAUGGUUUUGCUUGAGUGAGAAGAAUCACCAAGUUGUCCACAGAAAAAGGCCACAUUAUUCCUGUUUGAUGUUUGCAACACCUUCCAUAUUAUGUAAUCACAAACCAGUACAGAACUGGCAGCAACACACCUGUAUUUGCACCUGACCAGCAGCAUUGCUCUAAGAUAACCAACGUACGCUCUGUGAUGUAAAGGUGAUUGCAAUAAAUAUUUUUUCUC